CUGUCACGCAGCAUAUUCCUUCUUCGUGAGCACUCAAGAUGCAUUUCUACUCUAUCUUUAUUACUGCUUUGACUGUGUCUACUGCCUUGGCUAAUCUCACCCCAAUUGAUACGGUUAGCAACUGUCUGGACUUUUGUAAAGAUGAACCUGUCAGCUGUCCUCCUGAGACGGACUCAACCCAGAUGGCCAGCGGCUGCUGGGCCUGCUGCAGCCCGAAGAUCUUUAGGGGGUAGCUAUUAGGGGUCAAAGUGCCUUUUCCCUAUAAGCUUUGAUGGACUACAACAGGUAUGGGGUACGUCUUUGGGAUUGAAAUGCUUGUAACUAUAAAUUCAAACAUGGAACUGGGCAGUACUGUGAUGUUCCUG
Aspergillus campestris IBT 28561 is the source of this 365-nucleotide messenger RNA. RefSeq lists its product as uncharacterized. The coding region runs from base 39 to 233 and encodes 64 amino acids. The record is from RefSeq and is a predicted model, not a curated record. Lineage: Eukaryota; Fungi; Ascomycota; Eurotiomycetes; Eurotiales; Aspergillaceae. The transcript is spliced from 2 exons.